AUGAAACUGAUUGAGUGUGAAAAUGCUCGGUCUGUAACCUUCUCAAAGAGGAAAAUAACCCUAUUUGAAAAGGCCAAAAGGGCUGCAGCUUCAACUGGUGCCACUAUAGCCAUAUUUCUCAUCUCAUCCAAGGGAUAUAUGCAUGCUUUUGGCACUUCUUGUGUUCAUCCAAUAAUAAAUGAAUAUCGUGCUAGGCAUUCCAAUGAUAAUGUAGCCAUUGCGGUCGCUCAGAACGAUGGCCACCGAUCGGAUCUUCUGAAUGGAGAUCCAGUUGACAAGUUGAAAUAA
Ipomoea triloba (trilobed morning glory) is the source of this 288-nucleotide messenger RNA. RefSeq names its product floral homeotic protein FBP1-like. Bases 1 to 288 code for a protein of 95 amino acids. The record is from RefSeq and is a predicted model, not a curated record. Gene Ontology annotation, molecular function: protein dimerization activity; DNA binding. The transcript has a single exon. NCBI's taxonomy places the organism in Eukaryota, Viridiplantae, Streptophyta, Magnoliopsida, Solanales, Convolvulaceae.